Colletotrichum acutatum is the source of this 802-nucleotide messenger RNA. Its product is annotated as Glyoxalase/Bleomycin resistance protein/Dihydroxybiphenyl dioxygenase. Bases 1 to 540 code for a protein of 179 amino acids. Lineage: Eukaryota; Fungi; Ascomycota; Sordariomycetes; Glomerellales; Glomerellaceae. The record is from RefSeq and is a predicted model, not a curated record. The transcript has a single exon.
AUGACCCAAGACCCAGUAUCCCCAUCCCCAAUCGAAAUAGCCCACCUCGGCCUCCGAACCCCAAACCCAACACCCCUAAUCACCUUCUACAAAACCCUCCUCAACGCCCACAUCGUCCUCCAAAACAACUACAUCUCCGUUCUAACCUGGGACAGAGAACACCACCGCCUCGCGAUCCUUCACAGCCCCACUCCAUCAACCUCUCCCUCCCCCUCCUCUUCCUCUAAUGACACCGCUCUUCCCCCCUCCAACGACCCGCCGCCAUCCACCGGACUUGACCAUAUCGCCCUGAAAUUCGCUUCCCUCAAUGACCUAGCCCGCAUGUACCACGCCGGCAAAGCGGGCGGGAUAGAACCGCAUCUCUGCCUCAAUCACGGCGUGACGACGAGCUUGUACUACAGGGAUCCGGAUGGAAACCAGAUUGAGACCAUGAUUGAGAACUACGACAACCCCGAAGAUGUGUGGAAGCACAUGAAUAGCCUUGAUCCGUCAAACACACGAGGGGUCAGAUUUGACCCGAAAGAUUUGUUGCGACUGUAAGCUUGCAAAGAAUGUGGCACAGUCGAACACGAGCAGGCGAACUGGAGGCAGAACUCAAAACGACAAGACUCUUUAGCGAAUCUUGAGGUCAAUUACUUCGAGAAUGAUGGACAUCGCAAGUUCUUCAUACAAGUAUUACUAUUUACUAUGAUUAUGCAAGGCAGCAGCGCUGCCAGGGUACCUUCACGAUUACUUUAUCCACCGUGAUAUACAAGAGUACCAACUAUGUACGCUGUGGAAGCAGUGUGUGCAGGCAGGCUUG